AUGGUGCAUUUAUUUGAAUGGAAAUGGACUGAUGUAGCCAAAGAGUGCGAGGAAUUUCUGCAGCAUUACGGUUAUGGGGCUGUGCAGGUCUCUCCACCUCAAGAGCACGUAUACCUAACAAAAAGUGAUGAUUUCCCUUGGUGGGCUAGAUACCAACCGGUAAGUUACAAAUUAAGUAGUAGAAGUGGUAAUCGAACGCAGUUCAUUGACAUGGUCAAUCGAUGUAAUCAGGUGAAGGUAAGAAUCGUAGUAGAUGUGGUAUUGAAUCACAUGACUGGUAUUGGAAUGAAGAAAGGAAGUAAUGGUGUGUCUUCAACAGGUGAUUCUGAUUUUGAUGCUCGAGCAGAACAUAUAAACUUCCCUGGUGUACCUUAUACAAAAGUAGAUACUAACGAUCACAAAUGCAACCAUGAUAUUGCUGAUUCGGAUUACACUCAAAAUGUUAAUAAUGUGCGCAACUGUCGUCUGGUAGGCUUAAUAGAUAUAAAUCAAGGAAGCGAGAGAGUGCGCUCAAAAAUUGUUGAGUAUUUGAAUGAUCUAAUCGAUAUCGGAGUCGCGGGGUUUCGUUUUGAUGCGUCAAAACAUAUGUGGCCGCAUGACUUAAAAGUAAUCAUCCAACGCGUCAAAAAUUUGCGAGUGGAUAUAUUCGGCGCAAAUCAAAGACCGUUUGUGGUACAUGAAGUAAUUGAUCGUGGCAAUGAAGCAGCAAAAGCUUAUGAUUAUCUUGAAAUUGGUCGUUACACUGAUUUUACUUAUGGAGCCUUACUAACGGCUAUCACUCGAUACGAACACAAAGAUUUCAGGCAAAACUUUCAGGAUAAGAACUCUAAUUUUGUGCAUAAAAUUCCAAAAUCAUUUAAGAAAUUUUGUUUUAGCGAUUUACAGUGGUGGGGCCCAGGAUAUGGAUAUGGCAGUUUUGAAAGUCAUGAUUUGUUAGUAUUUAUUGAUAAUCAUGACAAUCAACGUGAUUCUAAUCCUUACGUUUUAACGUAUAAAGAUGAAUCACUAUAUGCAAUGCUUGUGGGUUUUAUGCUCUCAUGGAAUUAUGGCUAUCCAAGAGUUAUGAGCAGCUAUGUGUUUAACGAUUUCAACAAAGGGCCACCUAAUCAUGGUGUGCAACGAAGAUACGAGAUUAAAUCGCCAGAGUUUGAAAUAGCGUAUAAAACAUGUAACCGUUCAUCUGGUUGGGUAUGCGAACAUCGGUGGCAGGCAAUUCGUGGAAUGACACUUUUCCGACAAAAUGUCAUGAAUACAGGAACGAAAAUACAGUACGCUCAAGGACAACGUCUUGCGUUUUCACGUGGCACAAAAGGCUUUUUUGCAGUGAACAAUGAUGCUGAUGACUGGACUGUGUAG
Molecule: messenger RNA, 1356 nt
Organism: Thelazia callipaeda (thelaziosis nematode)
Lineage: Eukaryota; Metazoa; Nematoda; Chromadorea; Rhabditida; Thelaziidae
Source: the annotation of a GenBank genome assembly